GCGAUAGAUCCAGGCAAAGCUGUGUACAUACAAACUUCUGCCUGGAUCAAGAUCAAUACAUUGCUUUCUUUCGUCACUGUAUAUAAAGUUUGUUUGAGUUUUGCCCGCUUCGUCUCUUCAAACGCACAUGAAUCGGGGCCCGUCAAGCUGAAAAUGCCUCGUAGACGACAGAGACAUAUGGCUGGGAGUGGUUCAGAUGGGACAGAAGACUCUGACUCUUCUGCUGAAAGAGAGCAGACCAACAGUUCAGAGAGUGAUGGGAACAUGUCCAAGAGGCAGCGCCUCACCAGAGCCUCCACUCGCCUUAGCCAAAGCUCACAAGAUACUCCUGACUUGAAGCGAGCUGCGGACCAUGAUGAAUCUCCACCACUGACACCCACAGGAAAUGCCCCCUCCUCUGAGUCUGAGCUGGACAUCUCUAGCCCCAAUGCCUCUCAUGAUGAGAGCCAGGCCAAAGAUCAAGCCAGCAGAGAUUCAGAUAAGGACCUCUCCCAUCGACCCAAGCGCCGUCGCUGCCAUGAGACCUACAACUUUAACAUGAAAUGCCCCACCCCUGGGUGUAAUUCACUCGGUCACCUCACAGGAAAACACGAACGUCAUUUUGCUGUAUCAGGUUGUCCUCUUUACCACAAUCUCUCUGCUGAUGAGUGCAAAGUGAAAGCCAUCAGCCGCGAGAAACAAGAAGAGGAGAUGAAGGUGCAGGAAGAAAGCAACUCGCGCCAUGCAACUCGACACCAGACACCAACAUCAAAACAGAGCAGAUACAAAGAGCAGGUGGCUGAGAUUAGGAAGGGGCGUAACUCUGGACUGCAGAAAGAGCAGAAAGAAAAGCAUAUGGAGCAUCGGCAGGCACACAGCAACACCAGAGAACCUUUGCUCGAGAACAUCACCAGUGAUUAUGACCUGGAGCUUUUCAGGAAAGCCCAGGCCCGUGCAUCUGAAGACCUGGAGAAGCUGCGUAUCCAGGGUCAGAUCACUGAGGGCAGUAACAUGAUCAAAACCAUACUGUUUGGCCGCUACGAGUUGGACACCUGGUACCACUCACCCUAUCCUGAAGAGUACGCCCGCCUUGGUCGCCUCUACGUCUGUGAAUUCUGCCUGAAAUAUAUGAAGAGCCAGACCAUCCUGAGGCGACACAUGGCCAAGUGUGUGUGGAAGCAUCCCCCAGGAGAUGAGGUGUACAGAAAAGGGGCUAUUUCUGUGUUUGAAGUUGAUGGUAAAAAGAACAAGAUCUACUGCCAGAACCUGUGUUUACUUGCAAAGCUCUUCUUGGACCACAAAACGCUGUACUAUGACGUGGAGCCUUUCCUCUUUUAUGUCAUGACUGAGGCUGACAACACCGGCUGCCAUUUAGUGGGAUACUUUUCAAAGGAAAAGAAUUCCUUCCUCAACUACAAUGUUUCCUGUAUUCUGACGAUGCCGCAGUACAUGAGGCAGGGCUUUGGCAAGAUGCUCAUUGACUUCAGCUAUCUGCUGUCCAAAGUGGAGGAGAAGGUGGGCUCACCAGAGAGGCCUUUGUCUGACUUGGGCCUCAUAAGCUACCGCAGCUACUGGAAAGAAGUGUUACUCAGAUACAUGUGCAACUUCCAAGGCAAAGAGAUCUCCAUCAAAGAGAUCAGUCAGGAAACUGCUGUCAAUCCAGUGGACAUCGUGAGCACCCUGCAGUCUCUACAGAUGCUCAAGUACUGGAAGGGAAAGCACUUGGUGUUGAAGCGACAGGAUCUGAUUGAUGAGUGGAAAGCAAAGGAGAUCAAGCGAGGCAACAGCAACAAAACCAUCGACCCGAGCUCACUGAAAUGGACCCCCCCCAAAGGGACAUAAGCACUAAGAUCCUCAGGCUACUGAAUGAACUCACCUCCAGCCUCACCAGCCACAAGUAGCCUAGACCUACUAACUGUCAAUAAAGAUCAGUGUUCUACAUUUCUUUCAUUUUUUUUUAACCCUGCUUAUUUGUGUCAUGGAACCAUUUUUUAAAAAACUUUUUAUAUUUUACUUUCGUUUAUAUUUUAAACACCAUACAUUCUACGUCAAAGUGAUUCUUGACUAAAACAUUCUCAAAAAAAAGAAAAGAAGAACGGUAGAGAAUCUGUUUGUCCUUUUUUUAUUUGACAUCUACUAAGCUUUGAAUGUUAAAUGAUACAUGGUCCAGUGUGGUGGAUAACAUGAAUGUUUCGCUUUGCUCAUGCAAAAGAAAAAAAAAGAAAAGACAUACCUACAUUUGGCAGCAUUUGCAGGCUGUUAUUUUUAUUUCGUUCAAGAAAUGUGUAUUUUGAAGAUAAUAGUUUUUCUUUUUUUUUCUUUUUUUUUGGGGAUAAAUACAGUAAUUGUCAGCAUGAAUUGAAACUGUAAGCAGAGUGUAUUGAGGACUAUGAUUUAUGGUCAUGUAUUCUUUGGUUGGUGUAAAAUUGUAUAGAUCAUGAUAUAAUGUGUGCUUCUUUUUGUAGCUCCAUCAAUACAGGAUUUGGACCCAUUCUUCUGGUAAACCUGCCAAAUAAUGGAACAAUAAAUUGAGAUAUUUUUCAAUUUGCUGCAGAUAUAAAAACUGACAAUACCACUGUAAGAAUGCACAUAAAAAUAAAACAACCUCAGGUUUUUAUACUGAUACAAUCAUACCUUGCUUGUGUGGUUUCUCUGAAACAUCGAUUGCAGUGGUCGUUGCAGGUGGAAAUAUUCUGGUUAAAGAUUCUGUUGAUGAACAGAAAACAUUUUAACUCAACAUUUUAAAUGGGACUGUGUCUGCCUUGUACGCCUUGUACUUUUUAAUCAUAGUUGUUAAAUGUGUAUUAGCAAUUGGAUAUUUUUAAUAUCAAUAAAGCUGCC
Messenger RNA from Scomber japonicus (chub mackerel), 2820 nucleotides. It is a transcript of the gene kat7b, whose product is annotated as K(lysine) acetyltransferase 7b. Bases 154 to 1821 code for a protein of 555 amino acids. Gene Ontology annotation, biological process: regulation of DNA-templated transcription. Gene Ontology annotation, molecular function: zinc ion binding; histone acetyltransferase activity. NCBI's taxonomy places the organism in Eukaryota, Metazoa, Chordata, Actinopteri, Scombriformes, Scombridae. The record is from RefSeq and is a predicted model, not a curated record. Gene Ontology annotation, cellular component: nucleus. The transcript has 14 exons.